AUGUUGAUGAACAGGGUCCUAUUUUCUUCACACAAAAAAAAAAGAUAGCAAACGGUCGUCCACCAGUGGCUGUUGGGACCAGAUGGUCGUCCAUUCAGAGCAGAUGGUUGUCCAGGGGUAGCCGUUGGGAGCAGACAGCCAUCCAACCCAGCCAAACGACCGCCCAGAAGUGGUCAUUGGGGGCAGAUGGUCGUCUACCUACACCAGACGGUC
Messenger RNA from Sphenostylis stenocarpa, 213 nucleotides. NCBI's taxonomy places the organism in Eukaryota, Viridiplantae, Streptophyta, Magnoliopsida, Fabales, Fabaceae. The record is from the annotation of a GenBank genome assembly.